AUGGCGUUUGGUGAGCUGUCGUUUACACAGGCCAAGGUGGUGGACAUUGUCUGGGAUUUGACCAUCGGACGAGGUGUCCAGGCAGCGCUGGCCUACUGCUCAUGGCGCGCCUUUUCCGUUUAUGUCGCUAUGUCUAUGGACAAAGCCGCACAGCCGCUGACCUACGAUGCGUUCUGGACUGUUUUCCUCCACCAAGAGGCCUCCGUCCGGAACAUUUACCGUGUCGGGUGA
This is a messenger RNA of Dichotomopilus funicola, 231 nucleotides long. RefSeq lists its product as uncharacterized. The transcript has 2 exons. The coding region runs from base 1 to 231 and encodes 76 amino acids. NCBI's taxonomy places the organism in Eukaryota, Fungi, Ascomycota, Sordariomycetes, Sordariales, Chaetomiaceae. The record is from RefSeq and is a predicted model, not a curated record.